Messenger RNA from Fonsecaea pedrosoi CBS 271.37, 1560 nucleotides. Its product is annotated as 6-phosphogluconate dehydrogenase (decarboxylating). Bases 1 to 1560 code for a protein of 519 amino acids. Gene Ontology annotation, molecular function: NADP binding; phosphogluconate dehydrogenase (decarboxylating) activity. The record is from RefSeq and is a predicted model, not a curated record. NCBI's taxonomy places the organism in Eukaryota, Fungi, Ascomycota, Eurotiomycetes, Chaetothyriales, Herpotrichiellaceae. The transcript has 3 exons. Gene Ontology annotation, biological process: pentose-phosphate shunt; pentose-phosphate shunt, oxidative branch. Gene Ontology annotation, cellular component: cytosol.
AUGGGUCAACAGGGCCGUCCAGAGUUCGAGAAGCUUGGCAUGAUUGGCGUGGGAAGUAUGGGCGGCAUGAUGUCUCUGUUAUAUGCUGAACACGGAGUCGAGGUUCACUACUACGAUCCAAAUGAGGAAAAUGUCAAGCAGCUUCAAGAACACGCUGAAGCCAUCCAGGCCCGUGACCGUAUUGUGCACCAGAAAGACUAUAAAGAGCUCUGCGAGAGCAUCUCUUCGCCAGGUUCACCCAAAAUAUUCGUAUUCAGCAUACCUCAUGGUUCUGUUGGAGACGAAACCGUUGAAAAUCUGCGCCCAUAUCUAAAGGCUGGUGACAUUAUACUCGACUGCUCAAAUGAGGACUGGCGAAACACAGAGCGGCGACAAAAAGCCCUUGAUCAUGACGGCAUUCACUAUAUUGGCUGCGGUGUAAGCGGCGGAUACCAAAGUGCCAGACACGGCCCUUCGAUGUCUCCCGGUGGCGAUGCCGAGACCUUGAAGAAGAUCGUCCCGUUCUUGGAGCGAGUCGCCGCGAAAGACAAGCAAGGUCGCCCGUGCACGACCGGCAUAGGACCAGCGGGUAGCGGGCAUUAUGUGAAGAUGGUGCACAAUGGCAUCGAACAAGGCAUGAUGUCCGCCAUCGCCGAGGUUUGGUUCAUCUUGAAUAGAUGCUUGAAGAUGUCUUACGAAGAGAUUGCCGACACGUUCGAGUCGUGGAAUGGGAGCGGGCCUCUCCGAGAUAAUUUCCUGGUGGCCAUCGGCGCGGACAUCAACCGUACCAGGGACGAGGAAGGGAGUUUCGUGCUGGCCAAUGUUUUGGACAAAGUUGUUCAAGACGUGGACAACUCUGAAGGUACCGGCGUCUGGACUUGCGAGGAGACGAUCCGUCUGCACGUCCCCUCGCCCACGAUCGUCAGCGCACACCUGUUCCGCCUCGCUUCAGCAGACGCGGCCAAGCGGGAGCGGGUCAACCACGCGUUCGGGGGCAGUACCUCGCAGCCGGCCACCAUCCAGUUGGAGGUGCCGCACGAGAAAGCCUUGCCGUCAUUCAUCGAGGACCUGAAGCUCUCCCUGUAUGCCGCCUUCCUCUGCGCAUUCCUCCAGGGGCUCAGCAUCAUCAAAGCCAAAGACCGCGAGCAGGGCUGGAAUCUGGAUUACCGGGCGAUCCUGCAGAUCUGGCGCGGCGGCUGCAUCAUCCAGAGCGACCACAUCUCGGACCUGCUGGACCGCGUCCUGUCACAGUCCGAGACGCUCAACGAGGACGAUCUCCUCGCGCACGCCACCGUCGCGGCAGAAUUGGGCGCGUGUGUCGCGUCGCUCAAGAGCGUGGUCAUCAAAUCCCUCGUGGCCGACGCCUCCAUCCCCGCCCUCUCCGCCACGCUCGAAUACAUCAAGUACUCGAGCUCGACGGAGCUGCCCACGCAGUUCAUGGAGGCCGAGCUCGACUACUUUGGCGCGCACAGCUUCGACCUCAAGUCCGAGGGACCGGGCAGGCCGCUCAAGGGGUCCCACCACUACGAGUGGAAGCCGCCGCGAGGGAUCUUUGGCGACAAAUUAGACGGAACGAGAUAA